AUGCGAUUUACUCUCGCCUUAAUUACUUCUACUCUCUUAUCUCAAGCCGUUUAUGCUGCCUCUGAUAGUGAAUCCUAUUCUUCGGCAAUAUCUUAUGAAUCUGCUUACUGGAUUGAAGAAGCCUCUUCUAGUGCAGUUUCUAGUGUGAAUGAUAAUCCAUCUUUUGAAAGACAUAAUCUAAAUGAUUUCCUUAAAAAACUUAUAUUCGCUGAUGAUCAUGUAUCCAACUCUUUCUCAUCAAAGGAGGAGGAAGCUUCAUCCAUAUCACCCAAAGUUGUUGCUUCUUCAUUAUCCAAUGAGGACUCUUACUCUGUAGCUACAUCUCAUCCUAUUAUGAGAUCUAGAUCUAGAUCUAGAGAACGUGCUGCUUCUAAACUUAAAUUUAAACAUGCUCUUCGCAGAUAUCACCGUCAUCUAUUCAUUUCUGAAAAAAAAGCACAUGAUGACCAUCCUACUCUUAACAAGCGUGUUCAUGACGAAGAGGAUCUUGUUAUUAAAGAAAAAAAGGAGCAUCGUACCCAUAAUUCUGAUAAUGAUAGAGAAAAUGAAGAAUCCACUAUUGCUUCUGAGGAUGGCUCUUCUAGUAGACUUGUGUUCGUCCCUAUGGUAGAAGAGGAAUCAAGUGAUAGUAUUAAUAAUAAUGAUAAUUUCAUUACAAGUCCGUUUAAUGACCUAGACAGCAGUGCUGCUUUUGAAAGUAGCGACCUUUCAGAUGAAAGCGAUAUGUCUCUUUACAGCACAAAUUUGCUUGAUGACAUCACUUAUUUAGAUAGUAGUAGUAGUAGUAGUAGUAGUAUUUCUUUAGAUGAAAGUAGUGUCCUUCUUUAUGAUGUAUCUAUAUUAAAUGAUGACGAUGAUGAUGAUGACGACGAUGAUGAUGACGACGAUGAAGACGAUGAUGACAGCAGAAGCUCUAUUGCAGAUGGCUCAAAUGGUAAUGAAGAACUCUUUCAAAAUAGAAAGCAGGUUAAAGAAAAGCCUCAAGUAUUUAUAGAUAAGGAUGGCUUUUGGAUCCCUGAUAUACAUGCUGAAGAAAUGUUUAAGGGCUAUAAUUGGGAUAAAAAAUAA
Molecule: messenger RNA, 1068 nt
Organism: Cokeromyces recurvatus
Lineage: Eukaryota; Fungi; Mucoromycota; Mucoromycetes; Mucorales; Mucoraceae
Exons: 1
Coding region: 1-1068 (355 amino acids)
Source: RefSeq, a predicted model, not a curated record